GAGAGAGAGAGGGGGGAAAGAGAGAGAUUGGGAAAAAAUAGUGAUAAGCUCUUUAAUAAAUUUUUCCGUCGUAAAUUUCGUUAUCAGUUUCGUUAAUAGUAACAGUAAAUUUACUUACAUCAGAAUUGUCUUAAAAUCAGUUAAAUAUUUUCCGUGUAAAUUUAUGCACGUACAGUGGAAGACAUAUCUGAUAAGUGGCCAACUGAUUUGUUUACACUGAUAACACACAGAUACACACACACACACACAUAUAUAUAUAUACAUAUCAAAGAAAGCAGAGACGAAAGUUUUUGAUUUCGAUACAACUGCUCAGUGACUAGCUUUACUCGUACCUAAAUUUCAGUGGCAUAAGAGAUGUUGAGAAUAAAAUGUAUCCUCGGUAUAAGCUUGAUUGCAGUAAGUCUUCACUUGUAUAUCCCAACGAUAUCUGCAAAGGAUGAUUCUUUUGAUUCCUAUGUUUUCUCACAACAAUGGCUACCAGGUUUUUGUAUUCAUGCAGCGGAAGAGGGACUAGAUUGUAAAAUUCCAGACAUGGUGAAAAACUGGGUUAUCCAUGGAAUUUGGCCUCACUCCUCUAAGAAACAUGAAUCUCCAAAUUUCUGCAAUUCCAGUUGGCACUUUAAUGAAUCAGAAAUCGAGUCCAUUGAGGAUGAUCUGAAAAUAUAUUGGCCUAACGUUUUGACGUCUACAAAAAAGGCCUCAUUUUGGAAACAUGAAUGGGAAAAACAUGGAACUUGUGCUGUGGACAAACCCUUUAUCUUCAAUGAGAAAUCUUACUUUGAGAUGGGGAUCAAGCUUAACAAGAAGUAUAACCUUAAACAGAUUUAUGAAAGCAGUGGCAUUAUUGCAGUGAACUAUACAUCUUACAAGUGUGAAGACUUCAGAAAUGUAAUCAGAAAAAAUUGGGGAGUUGAGUCUAUUAUAACCUGUAUUUCUAGUCAUUUUCUUCACUGUUGGGAGGAGAGCACCGUGCAAAUCUUUUAUGUGAGAUUGUAUCUACAAGAAUGAUAAUAGCGGUACUAGCAAUGAUGUUAGCAGUAGAGGGUACUGUUGAAUUGCUGACAUAGGAAGAGAAAAAAGCCACUUCAGUGAUACCCAUCUGUGCCAUAAGAAGAUGCAUCUCCUUUCUUUAUUCUAAAUUUACAUUUACAUAAUACAUUGUGAAGUGUAUUUUAUUUCAUUUGUCUUCAUUUAAUUUUUAAAUACGAAAUUAUGUUUUAUGCUGGACUCACAAUACACCUUUUAAUUUUAAUAAUAAUAAUAAUCAAUAGUUAAAACAUAAUGCCAAAUGUUUUGAAAGAAGUGUGACUUUUACAUUAUUUUAUCAAUCCCGGAGAUUGAAGGCAAAGUAGAUCUUGACAGGAUUUGAAAUCAAAACCUUAAAAGCCAAUGCUUUUUUGAUUCUACCAAUAAUAAUAAUAAUAACAACAACAAGAAAAACUAUCAUAGUAUUUUGGACAGGAAUGGGGAGGUGUCUGAUUACAUGUAAUGAUAAUGCAGAAUAGAUCAAAAUAGUUAAGAUGGAACUGAGCAAUGCAAAGAAGUAAAUACCAUUCUCUAUAACUAGGGACAAUUUCCUGAAGCAGUAAAAGACACUACCAAAUUGGAGAACCCCAAGACCAAAUAGGAUCCAAAGACUUUGAAUAAAACAUCUGAAAUCCUUUUAUGGUCAAAUCAGAAAUCAUCCAAAUGAAGUAGAAAAAUUAUUGCUCAGUCAGCUUCCUCUGUUAUGGAAGUUACUAAGAGGCAUUUUUGCUGUGAAAACAUACAAGCAUUUUAUGCAUAUCAGAUUGCUGUUAGAAGACUGCUGCUAUAAGGAAUGCAAGAAACAUUCAAAAGACACUGAAGACCAUCAGCAAAAUAAUAGUGAAACAUCAAGAGACUAAUCUGUGCAGGUUGUGGGUCAACUUCAAAAAGGCCAGUGGUGUACUGCUCCAUUCUUGAAUUAUAGUAUGACUUUGAAUGUUUGGCAUAGCUGAAUAGAUCAUUAUUAGACAGAACAACAACAAAAAUCGUAACCAUGCUUGGAUUGUUUCAUCUGGAAGCAAAUGCCAGUCAUUUAUAUAUGGAGAUGCAAGGUUAAAGGGAGAUAACUUUUAAAGUAUUUCUGAUUGUAAAUGGAGAGCAAAAGUCAGUUAAACCAUAUCUUGCAAAAAAUAAGGAACUACUUGAACCUAUUGCAAAAGAACUAGAACUUGUUUGCGUUGAAUUUGAAUUUACAAUAAAGGAAGCAAUAGAGAAAAAUGCAGUUAUGUGGAAAGUUCCUCAGAGAUACCGAGAGUGAGAAAUUCAAGACCCAUCAUGAAGAUUUAAAGAGUAAAAUAGGAAGUUUGUUGGCAGCUGCUCCAGAUCAAGCCUCAAAUACUAAUUCAGUGAAUAAAGGUAUUUAUUUUUUCCACUUCAAGGAAUAAAUACCACUUAUGUAAUUACCAACUAGAAAACAUUGUAACAGGCUGUAAAAUAUUAGCUAAGAAAGAAUACAAAUGAUGGCAUGUUAAUGUCUGUCUUAAUUUACACUAAUCACUUUGGUGCAUGCAUGCAUUUGUGUGUAUGGAUACCCAGUUCAUAAUUUUCAUGCCUUCAUAAGAUCUAUGCAAAAAUUCCAAAAUAGGCAAAAUAUCAAUAAUAUUUUCAUCUUAAUUAUGGUAAAAAAACAACACAUUUAGAUUACUAAUUAUAUAAACAGACUUUAUCAUAACUAUUCCUCUAUCUACUACAUAUCAUUUUUCUUAUGCAUUUUGUGAUAUCCUUUCUUUAUACAAUGUUACCUUAGCUGCUUGAUCUUUGACAAAUGUUCUCCAAUUCUGGUAUAGUUUAUUAAACUGAAAUUAAAAACAAAA
This is a messenger RNA of Octopus bimaculoides (California two-spot octopus), 2840 nucleotides long. RefSeq lists its product as uncharacterized. The record is from RefSeq and is a predicted model, not a curated record. Lineage: Eukaryota; Metazoa; Mollusca; Cephalopoda; Octopoda; Octopodidae. Gene Ontology annotation, cellular component: extracellular region. Gene Ontology annotation, molecular function: RNA binding; ribonuclease T2 activity. Gene Ontology annotation, biological process: RNA catabolic process.